Oncorhynchus masou masou (cherry salmon) is the source of this 711-nucleotide messenger RNA. RefSeq names its product keratin-associated protein 4-1-like. NCBI's taxonomy places the organism in Eukaryota, Metazoa, Chordata, Actinopteri, Salmoniformes, Salmonidae. The record is from RefSeq and is a predicted model, not a curated record. The transcript has a single exon. Bases 1 to 711 code for a protein of 236 amino acids.
AUGGAUGGUCCAGCCUGUUGUAAGAUCAUGGAUGGUCCAGCCUGUUGUAAGAUCAUGGAUGGUCCAGCCUGUGGUAAGAUCAUGGAUGGUCCAGCCUGUUGUAAGAUCAUGGAUGGUCCAGCCUGUUGUAAGAUCAUGGAUGGUCCAGCCUGUUGUAAGAUCAUGGAUGGUCCAGCCUGUUGUAAGAUCAUGGAUGGUCCAGCCUGUUGUAAGAUCAUGGAUGGUCCAGCCUGUGGUAAGAUCAUGGAUGGUCCAGCCUGUUGUAAGAUCAUGGAUGGUCCAGCCUGUUGUAAGAUCAUGGAUGGUCCAGCCUGUGGUAAGAUCAUGGAUGGUCCAGCCUGUUGUAAGAUCAUGGAUGGUCCAGCCUGUGGUAAGAUCAUGGAUGGUCCAGCCUGUUGUAAGAUCAUGGAUGGUCCAGCCUGUUGUGAGGACAUGGACUGUCCAGCCUGUGGUAUAAAGGGACAUCAGACUUAUUCCUGCUGUGGUAAGGACAUGGACUGUUCAGCCUGUGGUAAGGACAUGGACUGUCCAGCCUGUUGUAAGGACAUGGACUGUCCAGCCUGUUGUAAGGACAUGGACUGUCCAGCCUGUUGUAAGGACAUGGACUGUCCAGCCUGUGGUAUAAAGGAACAUCAGACUUCUACCUGCUGUUGUAAGGACAUGGACUGUCCAGCCUGUGGUAUACAGGGACACAAGCCUCCAGAAACAUAA